Purpureocillium takamizusanense is the source of this 6367-nucleotide messenger RNA. RefSeq lists its product as uncharacterized. NCBI's taxonomy places the organism in Eukaryota, Fungi, Ascomycota, Sordariomycetes, Hypocreales, Ophiocordycipitaceae. The record is from RefSeq and is a predicted model, not a curated record. Bases 671 to 5821 code for a protein of 1716 amino acids. The transcript has 2 exons. Gene Ontology annotation, cellular component: cell division site; mating projection tip. Gene Ontology annotation, molecular function: actin binding; small GTPase binding. Gene Ontology annotation, biological process: actin filament bundle assembly; mitotic actomyosin contractile ring assembly; barbed-end actin filament capping.
CCUCAACGCAAAAGAUGGGCCGCCGGACUUCUCCUGAAUCGUCAUCUCUCUCCGCCAGCGCCCACGGCGACCAGUGCCCCCCUUGUCGUCUUUCUCGUCAGGGGCCCUGUGUGCAGCGUCUGCCAAACAAAUCUACGACUCAUCCCAGUUGUUUGCAUCGACACUCAAAGAACCCUUCGCCGCAGGAUCCGAAGCAGCUUGUCGCCGUCUGGGGACCCCAUUCGAACCAUCGUGCCCCAAAUUCCCGUCUGUGGACGGCGGCUGUGUCGACGGGUCGUCAACUGCGUUGAGCUGGCUCGCCUCUCCACCGACAACGCGCAAACCGAUCUCACCCGCGUGGAGAGUUUCGUGCGGUGUUUCACCGCGCAUUUGGGCCUCGGUCUUCCGGCCUGGACGGCCGUUUCGACGUCGAUUCUUCGACCUUGACGAUCUCGAACAGCGUCGCACGCUAUCGCGAACUCCCGACACCGCACGCAGCCGCAUCUGGCCACGUUACCGCCGUACACGAUCGGGCUCGUUGCUGGAGAGCCGGACGCCCGCCGGCUCGGAUCUCGCCGGGCGCAACCGGACUCUCACUGCAGGCCCGUGUCCAUCAUGAGAGCGGCCCUCGGCCACCAACUGUGUCGUCUCUUCGUCUUUCACGUAACUUUCUGAGCAGGAAGCGCCGGCCAUGUCGUCCGCAGACAAGUCGAGGCAGUCCUCGGGCGGCCGCUCCAUAUUCUCCCGGAGCAAGAACAAGGACCGGCGGACGACCGAAACCGACCACCUCGAUAUCGCCAGCACCAUGAGCUCGCGCGUCUCGCGCCACAAACGAGACUCCUCCACAGUCUCCAUCGAUGCGCCCGCGUCCCCAGACUUGGGAAUCAACAUGACGGCGGGCGUGGUAACCUCGAUACCCUACGAGAGUGUCCCGGCCGGCCCGCGGUCUCCGAUCCCCGUCGAAUACCUCCCGAAAUCCGAUCAAGUGCCUGUGCGCCGCGAUCCCUUGCCGCAUCAUCUAAACAAAGUCGGCUCGGACUUCCACCAGUACCCAACCUUUGAUCCGUCGAGCCUCCACCCCGGAUCCCAUGCCUCUACGGCGCGACCCCACACUAGCGGUAUGAACGUGACUAUGGCCUCGACCGGCCGUCAGGCACAGUUCCAGCAAUGGGGCCCUCCUCGUGGCAGCGUUGCCAGCACCGUCAACGGUUCUCGCUACGACUCUUACAUGGCUCCGAACGGCCGGGUCUCGGGGGACAACCUCAGCUUAUACUCAGGUAAUCCGGCCUAUCGUGAAGUAGGAGGAAUGGCGCGCUCAUCGCAAGCAGCUCUUCCUACCACAUCGUCUCAGAGCUCCUACGGCUCUCAGGCCUCGCAUCGAGAUUCGCAUCGCCUGACCAAGCUCUCUGGGGGCGGCGGGCACGACGGCUUCUACUUUCCCAAGCCCGACGACGACAAUGUCGUCGAACAGAUGUUCAUGCAGCUGAUGCAGAAGCGAGGAUGGCACAACCUCCCGGAACAGGCCAGACGGCAGAUGAUGGCUUACCCUCCACAGAAGAAGUGGACACUGCUGCACCAAGAUCGCUUGACAGAGUGGCAGGGAGAGCAGAAGCGCAGACAGACCGCUCGGACGAAUCAGUACACGACGCCCGACGUCACCACCUACUCCGACGAAGAGGGCGCGCCGGAAUGGUACGUGCGGAAAGUCAUGGAGGACAGGCUGGACUCGAAGGGCAUGGGGAGCCUCGAAGUCAACCUCCGCACGCAACAGAUAGGCUGGGUAAAACGAUUUGUCGAGUGCCAGGGCCAGGUUGCGCUGGUGACUCUGCUGCUGAAGCUCAACCGCAAGACAGCUGUCGGCCCCGCGCCCGACAGCAACAAGGCCGAAAAGAACCUCGAUCGCGAAUAUGACAUCGUCAAGUGCCUCAAGGCGCUGAUGAACAACAAAUUCGGCGCCGACGAUGCGCUCAUGCAGUCCAAGGUCUUACUCGCCCUGGCCACGUCACUCACGUCUUCACGCAUCACCACCAGGAAGCUUGUCAGUGAAAUCCUGACCUUCUUGUGUACCUGGGGCGAGAACGGCGAAGGACAUCUCAAGGUCAUCCAGGCGCUGGACGAGGUCAAGGCGCAAUCAGGAGAGAAUGGCAGAUUUGAUGCUUGGAUGCGGCUAGUUGAGGUGACGGUCGACGGCCGAGGCAAGAUGGGCAGCCUCGUCGGCGCCAGCGAAGAGCUUCGCACGGGUGGCAUCGGCAUGGAGAACCUGCUCAUGGAAUACGCGGUUGCGACGUUGAUGCUCAUCAGCAUGAUCGUGGACUCCCCCGAGCGCGACCUUCAGCUGAGAGUGCACAUCCGGGCCCAGUUCACGGCUUGUGGCAUCAAGAGGAUCUUGACGAAAAUGGAGGGGUUCCAGUAUGAGCUGCUUGACAAGCAGAUCGAACGCUACCGAACGAACGAGGCGAUCGACUACGAAGACAUGCUCGAGAGGGAAAACAGCAGCAUCAAGGACAAUGUCGAGGGCGAGAUGAAGGACUUGACAGACCCCGUCCAAAUCGUUGAUGCCAUUCAGCAGCGCAUACAAGGAAGCAAGUCCCAGGACUACUUCAUCUCGGCUCUGCAGCAUCUCAUGCUCAUUCGCGCUAACGAUGGUGAGGAGCGGUUGCGAAUGUUUCAACUCGUCGAUUCGAUGCUCAGCUACGUGGCCAUGGACCGACGUCUACCGAACCUGGACUUGAAGCAGAGCCUCAACUUUACCGUACAGAGUCUCCUCGACAAGCUGCAUACGGACUCGGAGGCCAGGCAGGCACAAGAUGAAGCCUUGGAGUCGCGCCAAAUCGCAGAUGCCGCCAUGGCGGAGCGCGAUGAGAUGCGCGCAAGGCUAGAGCUUGGCGCGGAUGGUCUGGUCGCCAAGAUGCAGAAGCAGCUAGAUGAGCAGUCACGUUUCAUCGAGGCGCAACGGCGACAAGCCGAUGGCCUGAAAGCCGAGUUAGAAAACCUGCAGGCUUUGAGAGCAAAAGAAGCUCAGAGGAACGAGUUGGAGACGCGCGAACUCUAUCUGAUGCUCCGCGACGCCCAAGACAUUGCGGCCUCCAACGCUCUCAAGGGCAGCAAGAAACCCGAAAACGCUGCCAAGGAUGCCUCGCAGAUGCAAGGCAUCCUGGACCGCGAACAGCUCAUGGAUCGCCUCCAGAGACAGCUCGAAAGGCAGAAGACGCAGUACAAGUUGGAGGGCAGGGUCUGGGGCGAGGCGAACGGCCCUUCAGAUCGGUUGCGCGCCUUGCGCGAAGAGAUGGAGGGCGACGAACCCAUGACACCAGUCGGCGGUGGGACUCCGCCACGAGACUUUACCAACAGCGUGCUUGGCAGUAUAAGCCGACAGACGAAGAUCUCACGCAAACCUGUCAACGCGCCCAGGGCCGACGACGAUGCCAUCGAAGAAGGCGACGAGACUGAGGGCGACGACGGAGUCAUCUACGAACGACCCAGGAUCGUUGAGAUGAAGCGUCCCGUCAUUGACCCCAGGCAACAAGCCGGUUUAGUCGAUGAGAUCGGUGCCAAGGUCAAGAAGUACGAAGGAAGCGACUCUGAGGAUGGAGAUGGCGUCACGACUGGCCCGACUCACCCCAGCAUCGAGUCCUCCACGCCUCUCACGCCUUCGGAUGGAGACACCCCGAAGAUCGAUGUCAGCGAGCCGGCCGCCGCUGCAGCGCCGCCGCCGCCGCCUCCUCCUCCUCCACCUCCCAUGCCGGGCCAGGUCCCUGGUGCGCCUCCCCCUCCGCCGCCACCGCCGCCACCACCUAUGCCUGGCAUGAUGCCAGGAGCUCCUCCACCGCCGCCCCCGCCACCCCCGAUGCCUGGCUCAGCAGCUAUGCCUCCACCACCUCCGCCGUUGCCAGGGCCCUUAUCUGGCGGCUUCUUGCCGCAAAAGCCAGCGUUUGCCGCCGCUCCCGGUAUCGGACUGCCCGUUGUGAGGCCCAAGAAGAAGCUCAAGGCGCUGCACUGGGAUAAGGUCGAUACCCCUGAAUCCAGCCACUGGGCUGCACAUGCUCCCACGGCGGAGGAGAGGGAAGAAAAGUACAACGAGCUCACCCGCAAGGGAAUUUUGGAUGAAGUCGAGAAGCUGUUCAUGGCCAAGGAGAUCAAGCAACUUGGCGGCGGCUCUUCUAAAAAGGGCGACAAGAAACAAAUCAUCUCUGCAGAUUUGCGAAAGGCAUACGAAAUCGCCCUUGCCAAGUUCUCGCAGCACUCGGUGGAGAAGAUUGUGCAGAUGAUCAUACACUGCGACAAGGACGUCUUGGACAACCAGGUCGUCAUGGACUUUUUGCAAAAGGAUGAUCUGUGCAACAUCCCUGACAACACCGCGAAGCAGAUGGCCCCGUACAGCCGAGAUUUGACAGGGCCAGACGCAAACAGUCAGACAAGGGAAAUGGACCCGUCAGAGCUGACACGCCAGGACCAGAUCUACCUUUACACGGCAUUUGAGCUUCAUCACUACUGGAAGAGCAGAAUGAGGGCUUUGGCGCUCACGCGCAGCUUCGAGUCGGACUAUGAUGAGCUCAACGAGCGUAUCCGCCAAGUCGUCACAGUCUCGGAGAGCCUUCGAGACUCUGUGUCACUCAUGAACGUCCUAGGCCUUAUUCUUGACAUCGGAAACUACAUGAACGACGCCAAUAAACAGGCUCGCGGCUUCAAGCUCAGCUCGCUGGCACGACUGGGCAUGGUCAAGGAUGACAAGAACGAGUCGACGUUGGCGGACCUUGUGGAGCGCAUUGUGCGCAACCAGUACCCCGAAUGGGAGGGCUUUGUGGGCGACAUAAGUGGUGUUUUGGCUGCGCAAAAGGUAAACGUCGAGCAGCUCAGCACGGACGCCAAGAAAUACGUCGACAAUAUCCGCAACGUGCAAAUGUCCCUGGAUUCGGGCAACCUGAGCGAUCCGAAGAAGUUCCACCCGCAGGACCGCGUGAGCCAGGUGGUCCAGAGAUGCAUGAAGGAUGCUCGCAGAAAGGCAGAGCAGAUGGAGCUGUAUCUGGACGAGAUGAUGAAGACGUACAAGGACAUCAUGGUGUUUUACGGCGAAGACCCGACCGACGAAAACGCCAGGAGAGAUUUCUUCCACAAGCUGGCGACGUUCCUGAGCGAGUGGAAGAAAUCGCGAGAGAAGAACGUGCAGCUGGAAGAGACGAGGAGACGCAACGAAGCCUCGAUGAAGCGCAAACAUGCCCAGCAAAAGGCUGUCUCAGCGCUCGCAGACAAUGGCGCUCCCUCGCCGACAAGCACCGGUGCCAUGGACUCGCUCUUGGAGAAGCUCCGGGCCGCCGCGCCUCAGGCUCGGGACCAGAGAGACCGUCGCCGCCGCGCAAGGCUCAAGGACAGGCACCAGGUUCGCGUCGCGUCGGGCCAAAAAAUACCCGACCUCAACGAGAUCCCCGAGGCGGAAGCUGUGCUGUACAAGGAGGAGACGAUCAGCGAAGAAGGCAACCCGCUCAGCCCUGCGCUCACGUCGCCUCACGACGGCGAGGCCGACGUGGCAGAUAGGGCCGCGGCGCUUCUGCAAGGUAUGCGUGGGGGCGAGGGGGCCGACGGGGAUGACCUCGACAAGAGGGAGAGCCUGCGCAAGGCGAGGAGACAGACGGCGGAGGAGGAGCGGCGGCUGCGCAGGAGGCGGAGAGAGAAGGCAGCGGCGAGUCAAGGGGACGACAGCACACUGGGCGGUGACGACGGCCCCCCUGCAGAGGAAGACAAUACCAAGGCGAGUGAAGAGACGGAGGGCGUCGAAGGUGACACCGAGGAACGGCCGACGGACAAGGACGAGAGGGCUAGCAUCAGCACGGACUUAAAUGCAUAGGCAGCGAGCGACAGCAUACCGUCUGCAGUACGUAAUGUUUUAUUAUCUACAUGGCGCGGACGGAGGCGAGGGUCGCAAGGGAUAUGUUGGGCAAGAUUUAGUGGCGAGCGGGGAAGGUUGCGAGUCGCAUGUAUCUUACAAAGUACAGUCGCUUCAAUUCUCCCAAGUCUUGGAGUUGCGCGUACCUGACCGAGUGUUGGUCGCACAUGCCGCUUUACCCUUGCCAUUUGAUGCAUAUCCCAAUGACAUUUUGUUCUUGUACGACGAGGCAAUAAUGCGUGGGCACGUACAAAGCAACGUGACAGGCGUUUAAUAUCAUGUAUUAAGUUGAUAUAACCGACAAGAUGCACGAAAGAAAAAGUCGCAUGUCCCAUUGCGCCGCUCCAGACCAACGCCACGCAACCAACAACCACCACCGCCAACCAUGCACGAAAAGCACUGCUGCGGCGCGACGUGCCAAAGGUUCCAUCCCAAGCCAAACGGGUACGCGCCGUGCUGCUGCUGCUGCUGCUGCCGCCCCGACCGACCGCUCCUCUCUGCCGCUGG